GAGGGGCUCUGAGUUCACAGCUAAACGAGUCACGACUCGUUAAACAAGAGCUCGCCAGCAGACGUGUAUCAUUUUGGGAUGUAUAUGUUUAAAUAAAUUGAACUCUCUUCACUUAAUUAUACUAUAAAAGCUAGGAAAUGUUUUCUCGGAAAAGAAAGGAGCUUUCUAAAGCGCCGUCGAUUUCAAAGAAAAGUCAGUCAGGAAAUCCUGCAGCUCACAGCAGCUCGCUCUCCGUUCUUCAGGAGCAGCCUCACAAAGACACUACCGAUGGCCCAUCAGCAUUGGCGGUGCCAGAUCUGGCAGUGCCCUCUUCAUGUCCUGGCACUCCGUCCUCUGUCCACGCUAAACUUGCGGCCUGCUCAUCACCUGCCGCCAACUUAAAGCGCUCCACGGGUCUCAACCGCUGUCCCAGCGCUGCAGGCUUCCCCUUUCAGACGGCUGGAACCUGGGGCUUUAUCAGGAAUCAGGUCAGGAGCACCGACACCGCAGAGGGGACGGCUAUUGAUGUGGAGGACAUUCCUCCGUUACUGAGGGACGUGGCGCGCUUCGCGGAGGCAGUGGAGAAGCUCAAGGAUGUGGUGCUGUGUGAAGAAAAGGAGUCUCGGAGGGCUGUGGCUCAUGAGAAUUUGGGCGAGGUGUUGCGUAUCCUGCGGCAGGUGAUCAGCACCUAUCCUCUGCUUAACACUGUGGAGACCCUGACUGCAGCAGGCAGGCUCAUCUCAAAGGUGAAAGGCUUCAGUUAUGAGGGCAGCAAUGAGAUGCAGAAGAAAAACUUCGAAAAAGCCAUCGAGACCAUCGCAGUUGCCUUCAGCAGCAAUGUAUCAGAGUUGUUGAUGGGUGAGGUGGACAGCAGUACCCUCCUGUCUCUUCCUCCCACUGAGAAGAGCAGGUCAAUGGAGAACCUGUGUGGACUGUCGGUGGGACAGGCCAUGGAGGGAGUUGGCCGAUGUGACCAUGAGGAAUGUCCAAUGAACGCAGAGCAGGUGGACAUUCUCCUGCAGCAGAGUGAAGGAGGAGUGGACUCUGCACUGAGUUAUGCGAAGACAAUUGCCAAGUACAUGAAGGACAUCAUCAGCUACGUAGACAAACGCAUUGCACUCGAGAUGGAGUUUGCCAAAGGACUUCAGAGGCUAUACCAGUCAAGCAAACACAGCAUCACUCAGACCCCCAUGCCUUUGCUGUCUAUCUACUCUCUGGCUCUGGAGCAGGACCUGGAGCAGAGUACAGGGGUGCAACAAGCCAUGAAUUCUCUUCUCACACACUCGUUUCUACAGCCACUGAUGCAGCGUAAACAGGAACAUGAGAAAAAGCGUCGGGAGAUUAAAGAGCAGUGGCAAAGGGCCAAGAGGAAACUGGCUGAUGCUGAGCAUAACCUGCGUAAGGCACGGCAGAUGUACCUGACGCGCUGUGAGGAGUACGAAAAGGCACGGACGGCGGCGAAUAAAGUAGAGGAAGAGCACGGCGGAACAGGAAGUGGUUCCACCCACAAGACUUUGGACAGGAAGAGGCGAUUAGAGGAGGAAGCUCGCAACAAGGCAGAGGAGGCCGAGGCCACAUACCGGACGUGUGUUGCUGAUGCCACCACCCAGCAGCAGGAGCUGGAAGACGUGAAGGUGAACGUGCUGAAACAGAUCCAGGAUGUCAUCAGACAGACUGAUCAGAUACUGCGUGCAUGCACCAUAUCAUACUACCAGAUCCUGCACAUGCAGACGGCUGCGCUGCCCGUGCACUACCAGACCCUGUGUGAGAGCUGUAAGCUGUACGACCCGGGUCAGCAGUAUGCUGCACAUGUCAGAAACCUGAAUCUCAGCGCGGAAGCCGUCACGGUGUACCAGUUUAAACCGUACUCUGCCUCGGGGGCACAACAUCCCGCUCGAAUGCGCCAGGACAGCAUCAGUGAUGAGCAUCAGCAGAUCAACACUGAGACCUCACACACCAGUGUGGAUGAGGUGACUGGAGAAGGAAGCGUGGUCAAGCACAGACGAGGUCGAGAUCAUCAGGCUCACAAGUCCUGGCCCUCCACCCUGAGUGACACUGAUAGUGUUGGAGGAGGAAGUGGACUGGGAUCCCCCACCACAAGCACAGGGGAUAUCCCAAAGGCCCAGAGACCAGUCUCAGCUGGUACCCUGUCAUCCACUGAAGACGUUGAUGAACAGGAUGGCAAUAUGGCCUCCAGUAUGACCUCUUUUGAACAAAGUAUGAAUGGAAUUGAACCUGAGAUGACUGUAUCCACUGGACCAUUUCGAAACGUGGGACUGUCCAAAGCUGCCCGGACCCAUCGACUACGGAAACUCCGCGCUCCAUCCAAGUGCCGCGAGUGUGACAGCUAUGUGUACUUCCAGGGAGCAGAGUGUGAGGAAUGUUUCCUGGCCUGCCAUAAGAAGUGCUUGGAGUCUCUUGCCAUUCAGUGUGGUCAUAAAAAGCUGCAAGGUCGACUUCAGCUCUUUGGUCGAGAUUUUGCCCAGGUGCUACCCUGCAACUCAGACAGCGUGCCCUUCAUCAUCAAGAAAUGCAUUCAGGAGAUCGAGAAGAGAGCACUAAGAAUGAAGGGAAUAUAUCGUGUGAAUGGAGUAAAGACACGUGUGGAAAAGUUGUGCCAGGCAUUUGAAAAUGGGAAGGAGCUUGUGGAACUUUCUCAGGCGUCACCACAUGACAUCAGUAACGUUCUCAAGCUCUACCUGCGCCAACUGCCUGAGCCGAUUAUGCCGUUUCGCAUAUACAACGAUCUAAUGGGGCUGGCAAAAGAGAGCCUGCACUCUGGGGUCUCAGCUGGAGGAGAGGGCACCAAGGGCCCUGAGCUGCUGGAUCUUGGAGAGCAGACAGAUCCCAAAAUAGUACAUCUUGUGGAGAAACUAGGAGAGGUGAUGAAGGAGCUCCCACCAGCCAACACUGCCACUCUGAACUACAUAGUAUCCCAUCUACACAGAGUGGCUGAGCUGGAGCAGGAUAAUAAGAUGAGCUCUAGUAAUCUGGGCAUUGUGUUCGGACCGACUCUAAUGAGACCCAAACCCACCGGUGCCACCGUCUCCCUCUCCUCCCUGGUGGAUUAUCCUCACCAGGCUCGCAUCGUUGAGGCCCUCAUUGUUUUCCAGAAGCAAAUCUCUCCGACAUCCUCAUCCUCUCUAAUCUUUACCAUUCAUGACCAGGAGAGUGCUGAUGGAGCACAGGAAGCCGAUGAAGAGCAGAGCAGACUGAUCUCAGAACAGGAUUGUGUUAAUUCAGGCUCGUCUGGCUCUCGGGAGCGCUCUCUGGACUCAGAUUCCGAGGCAGAGGAACAGGGGAAGGUGAGUAAACAGCGCCAUCCUCUGGUUAGUCAGGAGAGUGAGACGAGCACAGAGGAUGACCAGCUGAGUCCCAGAGUGAGUCUGGAUCUAAGCUCAGUCGUACCGGAGACUAUCCCUGAGCAACCGGUCAGCACUGAUGAUCCUAUAGAAGCAGAUACAGAGGAGCUCUCGGACCAGUAAAACUAUUUAAACAAGCAGAACUACUACGGUAACUUUCUUAUUGCUUAUUGGUAAUAUUAUGCCUUAAAUGUAUAUAAACUGUGGAGAAUCCUGUUGCUGCACUAUGCUUUGAUAAUGUUUGAUAAAGUUCCAAUGCACUGAAACAUUCCUCACCACUGUAGUUUUAGCAGUUUUGUUCUUUAUUUGACUAAUCAGUGUGGCUGUUACUAUCAAUGCUGAUAGUAGCAUCGUGUCUAUUUACAUCUUGAAUGUUUUUAUAGGCACAUUUUUAUAGGGGUAAAGUGAAAAAUUCGAACAACCAUUUGAUUAGGUAAACUUUAAUGUCAUAACAGCUUCUGAGUAAUUUUCUGUUUAAUCCUAACUUCAUUAACAUGCACCAAGAAAAGCUUUUAUUAGCUCUACAGUUUCAUCAGGGGCCAAAAGGUUCAUUUAAUACCUUUAACAUACACAUUGGGGAUUCAUAAUGGUUGACUUAACCAAUAUUAUCUGAUAAAAAGGGAAAUUCUUUAGAAAGGAAAAUUCAUAGUUGUCCAUAUUACAACCACCUUUACAACCAUAACGAAUUGCUACAGAGUCAAGUACUACUGAAAUUAAAACUACAUAAUUGUGCAGGUAAAUAAUCUGUAUUACAGAGAUUUUUGUACUAAAUGUUUUGUUUUAAUGACUUUUGUUGAUGGCUUGGUGAAUUUCAGUAUUGCAAUACUAAAACUUUUAAUGAAAUUGUAUUUAGACAAACAAGGAAACUUAAAUAAGGGAUGAAUUGACCUUGUAUACAACAUGUUCAUACUGCUGGUCAGUAUGAUACUUUUUAUACCUGUAUUGAUGACUGAAGUUUUGACCAAAUUUUAUAUUCUUUUGUAUUUUUCAAAAUGCCAAACUGUAUUCAGAGAGGACGUUUACAUUUUGGUGUAUUUAAAUAUGUUUGUCUGACUAUUUUUCUUAGGUUUCUAUUUUUAUUGUAAACAUAAUUGUUACCGUGUGUGCUUGCUAUCUGUUUCUGAAAUGUAAUAUGACUAUUAAAAGCUCUGAGUAGUACGUAACAUUCCAUUGUACUCAGAAGUAAGGAAAAUGAGGCCUACAGCUAAGAGAUUUGUAACAAAUUAAUCACCCGGUUCAAAACAGACAGCGCUUUAACAAACACAUCUGAUUAAACAGAACAACAAUGGUCAUGGCUUCGCUUCAAGCUGCUGUAGCCUUUUAGGAUUUGGAAUCUACUGCUACAUUUGAUAAUAUUUAUUAACAUUUUUAUUAAUUUUAUUAAGUUCCUCCCAUGCUUAAAUAAAAUGAAAGUAACAAGAUGCAGUUUUAUAUACAUUAAUAAAAUUCCUGAGUAGAAACUUAUGUUUUACACAAGCCCAGGACUUUUGUUGCAGUCAGAUUUUCAACUGGGUGCUUUCUGAAAACCUAACAUACUUUUGGCUGAAUAUUGGUUACAGUCCAUAGUUUUUUUGCUGCUGGCAGCUGUGUUUUUGUGAGUUGAGGUGCUGGGACAUGAUCAAUGUGGUUGUGAGUGGUGCCAGCUUCAAUAUCAGACUUCUGAGUACAAUGGACAAGAGCAUAAUUUUUUGUAUUUGUUAUUGUUCAUCUACUGUGUCAAUUUAUUCUGGAAAUAAUAAUAAUCCAUAAAUAUAA
Trichomycterus rosablanca is the source of this 5096-nucleotide messenger RNA. RefSeq names its product Rho GTPase activating protein 45a (gene arhgap45a). Gene Ontology annotation, molecular function: GTPase activator activity. Gene Ontology annotation, cellular component: membrane. NCBI's taxonomy places the organism in Eukaryota, Metazoa, Chordata, Actinopteri, Siluriformes, Trichomycteridae. Gene Ontology annotation, biological process: activation of GTPase activity; signal transduction. The coding region runs from base 138 to 3464 and encodes 1108 amino acids. The record is from RefSeq and is a predicted model, not a curated record. The transcript is spliced from 23 exons.